This is a messenger RNA of Anguilla rostrata (American eel), 3422 nucleotides long. RefSeq names its product N-acetyltransferase 10 (gene nat10). The record is from RefSeq and is a predicted model, not a curated record. Gene Ontology annotation, molecular function: tRNA binding; ATP binding; 18S rRNA cytidine N-acetyltransferase activity. The coding region runs from base 177 to 3167 and encodes 996 amino acids. Gene Ontology annotation, cellular component: 90S preribosome; nucleolus. Gene Ontology annotation, biological process: rRNA acetylation involved in maturation of SSU-rRNA. NCBI's taxonomy places the organism in Eukaryota, Metazoa, Chordata, Actinopteri, Anguilliformes, Anguillidae. The transcript is spliced from 29 exons.
UUACGGGUCCUUCAUCGUGUUGGGUCCUAAAGUGAUGUUGCUCCACGUGAGUCUGGUAAAGAGCCGGAUGAUUAUGUUGUAAUUUUUGAACUGGGUUUUAAAUCUACUUCACUUAAAGAUUUUCUUUAACGUCACCGUAUUUAGUGGAUGACAAAGUGAGCUCUCCAGUCGCGACAAUGUCAGCAUUUCGGAAGAAGGUGGACAAUCGGAUCCGCGUCCAGAUCGAGAAUGGUGUGGCGGAACACCACCGGACCUUAUUCGUUGUAGUCGGCGAUCAUGGCAGAGAUCAGGUGGUCAUUCUGCAUCACAUGCUCUCCAAAGCCACCGUCAGAGCACGACCGUCGGUCCUGUGGUGCUACAAGAAGGAGCUGGGCUUUAGCAGUCACCGCAAGAAGCGGAUGCGACAGCUCCAGAAAAAGAUUAAAACGGGUACCCUUAACCUGAAGCAGGAUGACCCAUUUGAGCUGUUCAUCGCCGCGACCAACAUCCGCUACUGCUACUACAACGAGACUCACAAAAUCCUGGGAAACACCUACGGCAUGUGCAUCCUGCAGGACUUUGAAGCCCUGACUCCCAAUCUACUGGCACGUACCGUUGAGACUGUAGAAGGAGGGGGAAUUGUGGUCAUUUUACUGAGGACCAUGAACUCACUGAAGCAGCUGUACACAAUGACAAUGGACGUCCACUCUCGCUAUCGGACAGAAGCGCACCAGGAUGUUGUCGGGAGAUUCAAUGAGAGGUUCAUUCUGUCUCUCUCCUCCUGCAAAACCUGCGUUGUCAUUGACGACCAGCUCAACGUCCUGCCCGUCUCCAGCCACAUUGCCAACAUCAAACCAGUCCCGCCCAAGACCCAGGAGGAGGGGCUAUCUCCACGGGAACUGGAGCUGAAGGAACUGAAGGAGUCUUUGCAGGACACGCAGCCGGUCGGGGUCCUGGUGGACAGCUGCAAGACUCUGGACCAGGCCAAGGCGGUGCUCAAGUUCAUCGAGGCCAUUUCGGAGAAGACCCUGCGGAGUACCGUGGCUCUCACUGCCGCCCGUGGGCGGGGCAAGUCUGCUGCCCUGGGAUUGGCUAUCGCUGGGGCCGUGGCGUUCGGAUACUCUAAUAUCUUUGUGACGUCACCGAGCCCCGACAAUCUGCACACCCUGUUUGAGUUCAUUUUCAAGGGUUUCGACGCCCUUCAGUACCAGGAGCAUCUGGACUAUGAGAUCAUCCAGUCUCUGAACCCAGAGUUUAACAAGGCCGUGGUGAGAGUGAACAUCUUCAAAGAGCACCGGCAGACCAUCCAGUACAUCCACCCGGCGGACGCGGUGAAGCUGGGGCAGGCGGAGCUGCUGGCCAUCGACGAGGCGGCGGCCAUCCCCCUGCCGCUGGUGAAGAGGCUGCUGGGACCGUACCUGGUGUUCAUGUCCUCCACCAUCAACGGGUAUGAGGGGACAGGUCGCUCUCUCUCCCUCAAACUGAUCCAGCAGCUCCGGCAGCAGAGCACAGACAGCCAGCAGAGCCUCUCUGCCGAAAACAAGACCUCCACCUCCGCCCGGCUGGCAGCAGCCCGCACACUCCACGAGGUCUCCCUCCACGAGUCGAUCCGAUACGCCCCCGGCGACGCCGUGGAGAAGUGGCUGAACGACCUGCUCUGCCUGGACUGCCUCAGCGUCCCCCGAAUCAUCUCCGGCUGCCCCCUCCCCCAGACCUGCGACCUAUACUAUGUGAACAGGGACACGCUGUUCUGCUACCACAAGGCCUCCGAGACCUUCCUGCAGCGGCUCAUGGCCCUGUACGUGGCCUCGCACUACAAGAACUCCCCCAACGAUCUCCAGAUGCUCUCCGAUGCCCCCGCCCAUCACCUCUUCUGCCUGCUGCCCCCUGUCCCGCCUACCCAGAAUUCACUGCCUGAGGUCCUGGCGGUUGUACAGGUGUGCCUGGAGGGGGAGAUUUCUCGCCAGUCCAUCAUGAACAGCCUGUCCCGGGGGAAGAAGGCCUCUGGGGACCUCAUCCCCUGGACCGUUUCGGAACAGUUCCAGGACCCCGAUUUCGGCAGCCUCUCUGGAGGGAGGGUGGUCCGCAUCGCCGUGAACCCCGAUUAUCAGGGGAUGGGCUACGGCUCCCGCGCGCUGCAGCAGCUGCAGCUGUACUACGAGGGCCAGUUCCCCUGCCUGGAGGAGUCUGCGCAGACGGCUGCCAGCCAGAUCACGCCCGUCUGCAGCGAGGCGGUGAGCCUGCUGGAGGAGGUGGUCUCUCCCAGGAAGCACCUCCCCCCGCUGCUGCUGAAGCUGAGCGAGCGUCCGGCCGAGAAGCUGGACUACCUGGGCGUGUCCUACGGGCUGACAUCACAGCUGCUGAAGUUCUGGAAGCGGGCCGGAUUCGUUCCCGUGUAUCUGCGCCAAACCCCUAAUGACCUGACGGGGGAGCACUCGUGCGUGAUGCUGAAGGAGCUGAACUCGGAGGAGGAACAGGGCCAGUGGCUCUCCGCUUUCUGGAAGGACUUCCGCCGGCGCUUCCUGUCUCUGCUGUCCUACCAGUUCCGCAGUUUCCCCCCGAGCCUGGCGCUCAACAUCCUGCAGAACAGGAACGCCAAGCAGGACGUCCCGUCAGCGCUCUCGAACCCUGAGCUAGCCGCUCAGUUCAGCCCCUACGAUCUGAAGAGGCUGGAGAUGUACUCCAGGAACAUGGUGGAUUACCACCUCGUCAUGGACAUGAUCCCUGCCGUCGCCAGAAUGUUCUUCCUCAAACAGCUGGGGGACAUCUCCCGCUGUCAGAGUGGUGCAGAAGUGCUUGUGCCUCCACAGUACUUCAACAGCAUACAGGAGACCGCCGUGGAAGCAGAGAUGGCGGUGUCCAAGGAAAUCGCCAUGGAGCCGACCGCCCGGACGCUCGGCGAGGACCUGGAUGAGGCUGCCAAGGAGUUCCAGGAGAAGCACAAGAAAGACAUGGAGCAGAUCAAGGAGAUGGACCUGACACAGUACAUGAUCCGGGGCGAUGAUGAGGAGUGGGAUCAGGUGCUGAAGAAGGCUGGCCAGACCGCCAUCGUCAGCAUAAAGAGUGACAAGAAGAGGAAGCUCGACGGAACCAAAAUGGAGCAGUGGCAGAACAAGAAGGCGAAGAAACAAGGGAAGGACAAACAGGGGAAGGAGAAAAAGGGGAAAUAUGGCAAAUUUGGCAAAUAAAAGCCAGGCCACGCAGUCACAUGAAAACAUGCAGGUGUUAUCAAGUAUGAUCAUGUCAGUGUGAAUUGAGGGGGGUCGACGAUCGAUUUGCUUGUAUCAUAUGAUUUGGGCAAACAAUGCAUUGGCUGGAUUUAACCUGUUGAGUUUUAUUAGUUCUUUCCUGAAUAUAUUUCACAUCACUCUUGUUGGAAAUUCUUUGUAAAGUGACUUUUACAGGCAGAAUUAAUAAAUUAUGAUUUUUUUUUAAAGAAAAAA